UUCGUUGCUGCAGGAGACAGACACACAGUGAGAGUCAGAGGCGGGCCGCUGCGAAGUGCUGAGCUCCUUUGGGUAAUGCCUGAUCCACAAGGCGAGUUCAAGGACUGACAUUCCCUUAGUGAAAUCCUAAAUGCGAAGGAAAAUGUGCCGUAAAGCUCCACCAAGCAGCACCAGGCUGGGUUUAGUUCUGUCCCUGAUUCUGGCCAGCCUCCACGCCUGCUCAGGGGCUCCAUUCCUGCAGAGUCGCCGAAAGAUGCUCUCCGGGGACUUCCGAGUAGGUCCUCCAAGCGUGCGAACUCGGGAAGAUGCUACUCAGGGAAACGUUAUCUUCGGGAAAUAUGGUGUUUAUCUUUCUAACACGAGAGAUUCGGGCGUUAGGGGAAACCAAGAGCUUAUGAGCGAAGGCGGUGACUUGACGCUUGAGGAAAUGAGAGGAAUACUCUGCAAAGAACGGGAGCUGCUGAGACAGAAGAGGAUCCACCACAGACGGCGUCACCACAGCAGAAAGCAUACUCACAGACGAGGCAGACACAGCAAAACUCGAGUAGUGAAGAGUGGCUUGGCUGGAUCCCCGACCUAGGGCCUCGGGGGACGACGCCCAAGGCAGCACCGCCUUCUGCGACCACGCCCACGACCACACCUUCAACUACAACCACCACAACCACACCUUCAACUGCAACCACCACAACCACACCUUCAACUACAACCGCCACAACCACACCUUCAACUGCAACCACCACAACCACACCUUCAACUACAACCACACCUUCCAUUCCUACCACAACGAGGGCUCCAACCACACCUGCGACGACAACCAUAACAACCAUACCAUCAACUACAACAACAAAAAACACAACUACGCCAGCAACUACAACCACAACCGCCACGCCUUCGCCUACAACCACAACCACAACCUUUGCAUUCACGUUUCCCGACGGACAGCCUCUGACGCUCGAGCCCGACGCGGAGACCAUCAUCCCGCUGCUGUAGGCGGCGGGAAGGCCGGCGGGACACGCGGCUCACUUUAGUUCAUU
Messenger RNA from Penaeus monodon (black tiger shrimp), 1034 nucleotides. RefSeq names its product PH domain-containing protein DDB_G0287875-like. Gene Ontology annotation, cellular component: extracellular matrix. Gene Ontology annotation, molecular function: cell adhesion molecule binding. The record is from RefSeq and is a predicted model, not a curated record. NCBI's taxonomy places the organism in Eukaryota, Metazoa, Arthropoda, Malacostraca, Decapoda, Penaeidae. Gene Ontology annotation, biological process: cell adhesion; extracellular matrix organization.